UUUUGCGGAUGUUUUUUUUUCGAUCACUUUAAAACUUUAAUGUGCUUCAUUCUGCAUAUGUCGAUAGUCCCGUUUGCCAGAGCCCAGUUGUUUUAUAUAGUGAGAAACGCAUUGUUGCGUCUAUCCUCAGCUGUUAUUGCGCAACUGUGUGACACAUUUUAUUCUAGAGCUAGGGGACAGCAAGCAAGACAAAAGAAAAUUCGGUUCAAGUUGAAGUAAACAAGACAUUAUUGUAUCGCGGCGGAGGUUGUACAGUAUAGAUUUUUCCGGGUGGGGUCGUUGAACAGUUGAGGAAUGCCACAAGAUGACCGUAGGGGUUUUUUUCAUUUUUUAUUUCACGCCUAAGGGCUAUUUCCUAGUCUGUCCCGGCUAGGAGCUUCCAACUUUCACUAACGAGUGGCGCCACUUCUCAGACAGCAAGUCUCGCUUAGGUAGAAACAUUAUGGCGGAACAUGUUAUGUACUUGAGAGCCUAGCUUCGAUGGCUGUGUUUAGAAAAACUUAUAAUUUCGCACUAAAGACCUUGUCUGACUUGUUUAAUUGAAGGGUGGAAAACACGGUGAAAAGAGCAUGGCAAAAUUUGAUAGCCCAACACCAAAAUGCAACCAAACAUAUUUGGAUAAUUACUAUCGAUAAAGACAGACUUCCCAUCGAUUCGUGUUGAGUGCCGUGCUAAGUGUUUAUUGAAAGUGUUUUUCUCAUCUUAACGACUAUUUUUCUUUGAAAUUUAUUCUCAUAAGGGGUCCAGUCCGAUAUUGGAUUCGGACAGUGACUUCGAUAGGUGAAAUGCUUCUGUCAAACUCAUUUCUUGGUUAUGACCAAGGAAGGACUGUGUAAAUCCGAUUGAGUUGCUUUUUACAUACAUCCACCCAUGGUGGAAAUUGACAGAAUAAAAAUGACUUCUAAUAGCAGUGCAGCAGUGAAACAAGAGAAGCGAGAUGAUCAGGAAGAGAUUGAUCUACUUGCAGCAAAGAUGGUUGAGGCCAAUCGAGUCAAGAUGGCAAACUUGUCAUCAGCUGCAACAGCUGUUGGACAAGUUGGAACAAGCAGCAACCCAUUACAAGGUGGAGUACCAGCAGCAUCUCGGAUGAUGCCAGGAACUCUACUAGGUUACUUUUCCAGAAAUUCCGCUGGUGUUGGUGCCAAAGAAGUUAUUGACGCCAUGAACAAGGAAAAGCUGAACAAUGCUGCUGCUGUUUCAAUAGAUUUAGAGAGUGCCAAAGGAAGAUUCGGCUGGACAAACUCAUCAGUGCACAUUCCCUAUAUUUACCGAAGGGACGAUAAAAAAUUAUGUUCCGUGCGUGUUUUGGAGCAGUGUAUUGCAAAAAUGUUUACCAAUGUGUUGCGACCAGAACUGUCCGGCUGCGUAUCCAUCCAGAGCUAUUACGUGAGUGAAAUCGAAGCAAGAUUACUGAACGAAAUCAACGUGAAGCACUGUGACUGUCAAUAUGGUAGAGAACUGUUUACCGUGCGUGACCUGAUCAUCAAUUUGGAUGAUGCAUUAGAACUCAUCCAGUUCUUGCAGACUUGUAGAGACAAAUUGGUGCGAAAGUCAUGUGACCCUCAAGACCGAUGCGGAUUUUUCCGUAUUGGUGGAGAAUCCGUUGUACCAUACACAGUGAUCAGUGGCAUCAAGUACGUUCCUCUCUUCUACUUUGAAGGAGAAACGGGCAAUUUGGACAGACGAGCCAUUCAAAUUACUGGGUGGGAUUUGGCCUAUCUAAAGUUGUGUUGUAAAGUUCAAGGAAUCCGGAACGAACUCUUCUCGAACGAUUCUUACUCAGCUGUGAGCGUUGAAGAUAUCAAGCAGCAAUUUCCUGCUCAAACAGACUUGCAGCUUUAUUGGCCCAGCCGUUCUUCGCUCGAUGUACCAAGCAACGGAGCUUCGGGAUCCAGCAACGUUGGCAUCAGCAUGUGGAUAAACAAACCUAGUGGUAGCCCCCCACCCUUACCUGUCAAUAGUAAUACGGCAGCCGUGACGAUGCAAACAAGUUCAGUCAUACAAAAGAAUCCUGCAGCGUCAGCGGGCUCUGCUGCCACAAGACUGCCUUCAACAUCGUCGGCCUCUGCUUUACUUCAUCAAGCGUCGAGUGUUGUCCCUCCAUCCCGGUCGGCUGUUCCAAUUCCUCCCACCUGUACCAAUUCCGCCUUGUACAAUGGUUGGAGUUCCAUGAACUCCUACGCCUCUGUUCAUCAGCAACAACAGAAUGCUUCGAAUAGCACUCCAACUUCUUCAGCAGCAGCAGCUUCUGCCCAUCUGGCCACGGUGUUGCAGUCGCAAUCCGCGGCGGCAGCGAGAGCACACGCUGUAACGGCUAUGCUAAUGCCAAAUAUGCCGGUUCACCAUUCUAGUAUGGGAGCAUUUAACAUGAUGCAAUAUGCCCAGGCUGUUGCAGGCAUGAUGCAGCAGCAACAAUCGCAACAGCAAGCUCAGUCGCACCGGAAUCAACCUGCACCUCCGCCUCCUCCGCCGCCACCAUCCCAGGCCCAUUCUUCAGGGGGAUCUUCUUUAGAUAGCCUACUGCGAGCUAACGGCCUUCACACUGACCACCACAGGCUUCCCCAUGGAUCGUCAUCGACAACGGUGAUGAACCGCUCUGCCUAUUCUAGCAGCCAAUCACCACUGACCGGAGUGGUACCAGGCAGCAGCCCCCACUCCAGAAGUAGCACAGGAGCUUCACCUCGGCCCGGUUUACCUGUUCCAAGUUCGAACUUGGUUCACUCAUCGUUAACUUCAUCUUCCUCCUCUUCGUCGACACCGAAACCACCACCUCCUCCGCUCAUCCCUGUCAACGGAAGCCAUCCUCUUUUUUCGUCUAUGCCAAAUAAUAGUAGCAUGGCUUCUCAAGGUUCCAGUCGACUUCAUCAAUCGUCAUCCGAAACAAACCAACAUGGAAUGUCGCGCUCCUACCACCAGCCUCAGGCGCAGUACGACGUUGCGCAACGACACCACUCUCAGUUGCAACACCAGCCGCUUCUUCAACAGCAACAACAAUCUCCACAACCUCCUCCGUUUAAGCUACAGCUGUACCAGAUAGAAAAUCAAACAGUGCCGUGUGUCAAUAGUCGGCAAUACGUCUACAACAAUUUGAUGAUUGCCCUACCAGACAUGGCCGCUUAUUUAUUUCCUCAUCUGGGACACCAAACGUGUAAGCAAGUACUACAGGACGGUCUAGGAGUUACGCUUUAUGAGGCCAAUCCUCAGCAGUUGCAGGUUUUGAAGUCAGCGGGAAAGGUCAGCAGCGUGAGUAGUCUUGGCGGUGAGAAAAUAUCGUUGGUCAAUGUGCGGGAUGUCGUCCAGUACAUGCCCCAGAUCCGUUACAUGAUGUCCAGGUUGGACGGAGGAGCCGAGCUAAGCCACGCCCAUUCUUCGAAACGGCAACGAGUCAGCUGAUUGGCACCAACUCUUGAAUACGAGUAAAGCCGGUGUUAAUAAAAACCAAGUCGGACGAACAGGUCAAUCAAGAAACAGAACAAGACAAGCCUGCUAGCCGACUAAACCCCUUAAAAAAGAAAAAAAAAAGAAAACAGACAACUCCCCUUCCUGGAAAAGGAAGAGCCUUCUUUUCUCUCGUCUUACUGGUUCUGCAUGUUUGUUUCUUCGCGCGCCAAUCUGUUUUUUGCCCUACCUUCCCUUCCCUCAAUUGAAAACAAACACUUUAUUAUUCUUGAAUGUGGUUUCAGCUGCUGUUGUUUUCCAUGAGUGAUUGGAGAGAGACAAAGAGAGAAAGAGACCUUUGGAUUUUGUUGUUGUGCUAUCACACGUUGCACUUUGCGACAAAAGGGCCGCGGAAAAAAAAGGAUUUGCGUUCCCCGAUGGAAGAAACGAGGUCCCCGUAACCAUUUGUACACACACACUACGCAAUCCCUUGUCGUGCAUACCAUUCUGGAGAAAUGGGAGAAUUAAUUUUCCUUUUCUUUGGCUAGAGGUAAAAAAGAAAUAUCGUUGUACAGUUUUGUGUGACUUUCAGUGCAAAGUGCGGGCCAUUUUGUUUGUAAAAGUUAUCUUUGCCUGAAAGCACACAACUUUCCGCUGCCUAUACCCGCGUUUUUCCCCUUCCACAUGUUUUCCCCUCUGCACUUGGGCACUCUCCUCAAUCUCGACUUUUCUUCUCUCUUUGUUAUCUCUCGCCUUCACCCAAUAUCUUCUCUCCCCUUUUUUUUUAAAUGUAACGUGAAAGAUGAAAAGUUCGGCUGUUUAAAUUGUUGUACUGAUGAAUAAUGCCAUCGAUUUCCUUAUCUUUUAUGUUUUUAAGUUGCGAAAAACAUUGUCCCAUUUCCAUAUCGCCUCUGCUGAAAAGAGAACAUACACGCGCACAUGCGCGUGACUAUUCUGA
Messenger RNA from Daphnia pulicaria, 4336 nucleotides. RefSeq lists its product as uncharacterized. The record is from RefSeq and is a predicted model, not a curated record. The transcript is spliced from 7 exons. The coding region runs from base 871 to 3393 and encodes 840 amino acids. NCBI's taxonomy places the organism in Eukaryota, Metazoa, Arthropoda, Branchiopoda, Diplostraca, Daphniidae.